CGUGAUCAGCUGACUUCAGCCGCGCUAUCCCAGCUGCUAGAUCGGGGGAAGCGAUGCCGUGACACCGCCGACUCGCCCUACCAGGGGCAAAAACUCCGCCGCUGGGCAGUCGAAGGGCGUCGGCUUCUGCAAAACCCCCACGCCUCCGUGAAGCGCUUCGAGUGCAGCUUCGACUCGGACUGCCCCGAUUUUCCCGAGCAGAAGUGCCAGUGGAAUGUCACGGCCCACCUCUGGGAGUGCAAAUGGGUGCAGGACUCCGUGAAACUGUCG
Messenger RNA from Mesorhabditis spiculigera, 270 nucleotides. The record is from the annotation of a GenBank genome assembly. Lineage: Eukaryota; Metazoa; Nematoda; Chromadorea; Rhabditida; Rhabditidae.